UCGUGAAGUCAAGAUCAAGUUAAAAUCAAGUCGCACUGCUUCAUAACAGAAACGUUUUCCAAUUUAAUUUCCCGCUUUAAAAGUCGUUUACCCAUUCGUUCGUGAUCAUCGACGAGUUUAGAAAUCAAAUAUUUUAACGCGAAAAAAUAAAUAAAAUUUUGUUAUUCGUGCAAAUUAAUAUCGAAAUCAUUAAGAAAUUCGCAUUUUUAUUACUACGACGUUGCACACUCGAAUACAUCGAUAUUACUUUGUUCGAGUCUUUCUUAUUAACCACUUCGAUAAGUGUUUGUUGGUGAUAACAAAAAACUAUAGGAUUAAAGUAUACAUACACAUAUACAUACGAGCACUUUAUUCAAUUCUAAGUUCAAGAAAUUUAUUAUCAUUGCGAAAGAGAAAAAAUAAAAAAUAAAAAUACCAAUCAAUAACAAAAACAAUAAAAACAGCAAAAAUGUACAUGAGCCGGUUGCCGAAGCUGUCCUUACUCGUACUAGCAUUUGUUGCUGGCCUAGACUAUGCUACUUUGAGUCCUGUGAAUGACGUGUCCAGUGGAUCGGAAUUGAACGAUUUAAAUAAGACUCCAGUGAGAUCGAAAACGAGAAUAGAGCAAAAAACCGAAUCCUCCAGUUUCAUACACUAUGAUGAAGACUCUCUCCGUUUAGUGGCCGAUCUAAACGAAGAUCAAAAACUUAAAUAUGAUGUCGAGGUGCUGGAAGUGCGAAAUGUCAAUAAGGAGACCGAUGAACUUGAAGAACGAUUUAGGGGUCCGGCCAUCAAAAUGGACACUGAUAAUUUCGUGGCGGAAAAUAUCGAAAUGAAUGGCGGCAGUGUUGGCGAGGGUGUCGUUGAUGAUGAUGAUGACGAUAAAUCCAGCCACAUAAUUCUUACAAUGGUGCUCGUCUUCGUGGCGCUAUUUUCGAUUUCUUUGUAUGUGGCGUUGGUCAUCUGGCGUUCAAACCUCGAACGACGCUAUGGGAUGCGUGAAUUGCUGGUCACAAGUGAUGAUGAAGUUUAUCUGCCCAGCAGUGACACUAUGGAUCGACGUUGGUGAUUUUAAGAAAUGAAAGAAUGCUGGAGACUUAAUUUUGAUACCGACAAACUGUUAAAAAAAAAACGAUUGACAUUGUGAGUCAACAGUUAAUUCAAUUCAAUUCAUUAAUGCAAUUUUGCAACGUUUUUCCCAACGUCAUAAAUAUUAAAACUUUAAUUGUUUGAGAUGCUUGAACAUAAAUACAUUUACUUACAUAUUAUAUUUGUACAUAAAUUAUAGAGCGCAUGCGAAUGCCUCAAGUUGGGUAUCGAAAUCAAUUAAGUUUAAGAAUUACUAAAACAAAAACUUGUCUUCCAAAGUAGGCGAUUCAAGUUAGUGUGAUGAUCAUAGCAAGCUAGAACUUGUGUAAAAGCGUGACUAAAGAAAAAGCGAAUGGUAGGAAGUUUGCUAUAUAGUGCAUUGCAAAAUGUUGCCGCGUAAAUAAAAUAGAUAAACAGAUUUUAAUUUUUGAUACGGGAGCUGCUACAAGCCGUAAUAUUUGCAAACCUAAGCCUGCUGGGAAAGGAAAAUUGAAAGAACAAAGUAACUUUGAACUU
Anastrepha obliqua is the source of this 1584-nucleotide messenger RNA. RefSeq lists its product as uncharacterized. Bases 449 to 1048 code for a protein of 199 amino acids. The record is from RefSeq and is a predicted model, not a curated record. Lineage: Eukaryota; Metazoa; Arthropoda; Insecta; Diptera; Tephritidae. The transcript has 5 exons.